AUGGUGACAAGAAGUGGUAAGUCUACUGAGAAAUCAGAAGAAAACGCUGCCGAAGAAGAUGGGUUGUUGGAAGUCGAGUUAGAAAUUAAAGAACCGAAGAAAACUGAGGAGGAUGUGGUGAUAAUGCCUAUAAAGGAGAAAGAAAAAGUUGUCAAGCCAAUCAUUAAACUUCGUUAUCCUUCGAAACAAAAGAAGAAAGACCAACAUGAGAAUAAUUUUGAGAAGUUUUUGGAGAUGUUUAAGAAACUUGAGAUAAACAUUCCAUUUUCUGAAGCUCUGGAGCAAAUGCCAAUAUAUGCCAAAUUCAUGAAAGACAUCAUCUCCAAAAAGCGCUCCAUGAAUAUAGACCUGGUCAUCCUCACUAAAACUUGUAGUGCUAUUCUCCAAGGUAUGAAAAUUCCUGUGAAAAAGAAAGAUAUGGGUUCGGUUACUAUUCCUUGCACUAUUGGUGAUAGAAAAUUCAAGAAGGCUCUGAUUGAUUUGGGAGCUAGUGUGACCUUAUGGAAUUGUGGAAGAUGUUUUGGUAAAGUAGAUAAAUUUGUAUUUCCGAUUGACUUUGUCAUUCUUGAGAUGCCUGAAGAUGAGGAGAUCCCUCUCAUUUUGGACAGACCAUUUUUAGAGACAAGACGGUGUAUGAUAGACAUAGAUGAAGAAAAAAUGACCCUCAAAGUCUAUGAUGAAGAAUUGAAAAUUGAUGUUCGAAACACUAUGCAAUACAAAGAUGAUGUUGGCACGAGUCACACUAAAGAUGAAGACGAUAGAGAGUCAGAAGUGCUAGCCAUGAUGGAGGAACAACCUCAGUGGAUUAGAUCUAAACCACACCGGUGGGAAGAUUUAAGACCACCCCAACCAUCAGAAAAUACUCAAGAGCCUAAAAAGGGGGAAAAUUUGAAACAAUUACCUGAGAAUCUGAAGUAUGUGUUCCUUGAUGCUGAAAAGAAGUGCCUAACCAUUAUCAAUUCUAGUUUAAAAAGUUUUCAAGAAGAAGAAAUCAUCAAAGUACUCAAGAAAUACAAGAGUGAUAUUGGAUGA
Molecule: messenger RNA, 1032 nt
Organism: Lathyrus oleraceus (garden pea)
Lineage: Eukaryota; Viridiplantae; Streptophyta; Magnoliopsida; Fabales; Fabaceae
Exons: 3
Coding region: 1-1032 (343 amino acids)
Source: RefSeq, a predicted model, not a curated record